Molecule: messenger RNA, 1872 nt
Organism: Bufo bufo (common toad)
Lineage: Eukaryota; Metazoa; Chordata; Amphibia; Anura; Bufonidae
Product: heparan-alpha-glucosaminide N-acetyltransferase-like
Exons: 18
Coding region: 36-1820 (594 amino acids)
Source: RefSeq, a predicted model, not a curated record
CCUGAGCCAGAGAGGGCAAAGCUCAGUAAAUCAGAAUGGCGGCAGGACUCGUAGUUCUCUUUCUUGGGGUAUCUAUGCUGUGCCAUGCAACAGCUAAUGAACUGAAAUAUGAUGAAGCUUUAUUAACCGUGAACAAUCAUCUUCUUGAACCCAUAACUUUACUUUAUGUCUCAGAUUACUGCUAUAAGUGUCUUUUACAGCCACUUAUGACUGUUCCAGCUGCUCAAAGCCUCCAGCCUACAAACAAUACGAUCAUUAUCAGCACGCAGUUUGCACUGACUGUCCAUGUCUUGAGAGGAGGUGGAAAUCAGGAUCCAGUGUGCAGCUGGAAGCAGUUAUAUGAAGAACAUGGCCAUUACGUAAUUUCCAUUCAGUCGAAUAAUCGAACAAUACAGUGCUACAACCUUGUGAGCAGAUCUCCCUCAAACUAUCUUUUGCCAUUGCUGGCUGCCUUUGUCUCUCUGCUGUGCAUCUGGGGAUUGUACUACUUUACAGCCUAUGUCUUCAGGUUGGCCUGCACUCACAAGUUAUUUGAGGAGUUGAAAAAGAAGAUGGGCUGUAUGCUUAAAGAUGAAGAUGAUGUAUCUGUUAGCCAAAGACAAAAUGCUGAUGUUCCCAAACACAGGCGGUUGCUUUCUCUGGAUACAUUCAGGGGCUUCUCCUUGACUUUAAUGGUAUUUGUCAACUUUGGAGGAGGCGGCUAUUGGUUUUUCCAGCAUGCUCCUUGGAACGGUCUAACAGUUGCAGAUUUAGUUAUGCCAUGGUUUGUCUUUAUCAUCGGCACCUCAGUGGCUCUAGCUUUUAGCUCAAUGUUGAAGAGAGGCAUUCAUCGAUCACAGCUUGUGCGUAAACUGACAUGGAGAACAUGUGUUCUUAUGGCCAUAGGAGUUUUCUUCCUUAACUAUGGUCCAGCUGAUGGUCCAUUGUCUUGGCGUUGGGCCCGAAUUCCAGGCGUUCUCCAGCGUUUAGGGUUUACGUAUUUUGUUUUGGCGUUGAUCCACACCUGUUUCAGCAAAGCAAACCUGGAGCUUGCAGAGAGCCAUCAAUGGAGUGCUGCCGUAAGGGAUAUUGUCAUGUACUGGCCAGAGUGGAUCAUCAUUGCAGCUCUAGAGAUUGUUUCACUCUGUCUAACAUUCCUCCUACCUGUGCCUGGGUGUCCCACUGGUUACCUCGGUCCUGGUGGAAUUGGUGACUAUGGUCAGUAUUCAAACUGUACAGGAGGAGCUGCAGGAUACAUUGACAAAUGGCUACUCGGUCCUAAUCAUAUCUACAAUUAUCCAACAUGCAAGGAACUGUACAAAACCACUCAACCAUUUGAUCCAGAAGGUGUACUUGGGACCAUUAACUCUGUAGUGAUGGCAUUUUUUGGACUACAGGCUGGGAAGAUCAUUCUUUUUUACCGCAAGUCCCCGCACAAAAUAUUAGGCAGAUUUUUGAUCUGGAGCAUCUUGCUGGGGAUUAUCUCAGCCAUCUUAACCAAGUGUACAAGGGAUGAAGGAUUUAUUCCCAUCAAUAAAAACCUCUGGUCUCUGUCCUUCAUCACAACACUCAGCUGCUUCUCCUUCCUUCUACUGGGACUGAUGUUUUACGUGAUUGAUGUGCGACAGUGGUGGGGAGGACAACCAUUCAUCUACCCAGGAAUGAAUUCAAUCUUCGUGUAUGUUGGACACUCCCUUCUGGCUUCAUAUUUCCCAUUUAAUUGGGAGGUGAAAAACUGGACAUCUCAUUAUGAGUUCCUUGCUCAAGAUCUUCUGGGAACCUUCAUCUGGGUCUUGGUAUCCUACUUGCUUUACAGGAAGAAAUUCUUCUUAAAGAUUUAAAGACUGGCCUUUUUUUGCACAUCCUUUCCUUAUUUGGAACACUGUCCAUAUA